Molecule: messenger RNA, 2366 nt
Organism: Oncorhynchus keta (chum salmon)
Lineage: Eukaryota; Metazoa; Chordata; Actinopteri; Salmoniformes; Salmonidae
Product: prolyl 4-hydroxylase subunit alpha-2-like
Exons: 14
Coding region: 429-2027 (532 amino acids)
Biological process (GO): peptidyl-proline hydroxylation to 4-hydroxy-L-proline
Cellular component (GO): endoplasmic reticulum
Molecular function (GO): protein binding; L-ascorbic acid binding; procollagen-proline 4-dioxygenase activity
Source: RefSeq, a predicted model, not a curated record
UGUAGACAAGAGAUAGACAAUGUGGCUAUCACACUCUUAUUAGUGCCAUAAUCUGUGGCCUUAAACUGUACAGUAGGUUACUCAAUUGAGAUUAGUGCGAAUGAAAAGAUCCUCUAUUUGCCAUGACUGUGCUUUAUGAAAACUGUAGGUGCAGGUGACUCGAGAUGUAAAGGGUUUGACAAGACUCGUUGACGUGGACAUGUUUGGCUUCUAGGCUGACUUUGGAGUAGUGUCUUUCAGAACGUAGUCGUUGUGUUUUACCACAUCAUUUCUGCGUUGGACUCUCGUCUUGGAAUCUGACAAGCAUACGAUUGUAUUUGCUGGUUCAACAUCAACAUUGGGUAUUCCUUAAUGUAUAUAUAACAUAUACAUUGGGUAUAUUUGGAGUUUUACUAAAAUAGGGCGAGAGCUGUGCGACUGGCCAGGAAAUGGAAUCAAAUUGUCUUCGUGUGAUUUUAUUAUUGCUGAUAGGCUGGACUUUCUGUGCUGAAGAGACUGAGUUCUACUCCUCCACAGAUCACAUGAUGGAACUGCUUGUCAUUGAGCGGAGUCUCAUCCAGAGCCUCAGAGAUUUCAUCACAGCACAGAAACAAUGCAUAGACCGAUUUAACAGUGUUGUUGAUGCCUGUGAGAAUGCCUCUGGAGACUUCCCAGGGGAUCUGGAAAAACACAUCAGCAACCCUUUCACUGCAUUCAAGCUGGUGCGAAGACUGAGGCUGGAGCGGAACAUGGUGGAACAAGUUACCAGGACAUGUUCUUCAUAUAUUGCAGAUUUCCUGGCUAAUGUAUCAUUGGUCUCCCAGCGACUCCCCAGUGAGAAGGACAUGGAUGGGGUUGCACUGGGUCUUAUACGUCUACAGGACAUAUACAGACAACUGCAAAUCAUUACAGUGGAUGUGUCAGGACAGGUAAAUGUGACACCCUUGGAUCCAGAUGACUCCUUCCACGUUGCCAUGGUGGCCCUGCAGAACCACAAGUUUCAGUAUGCCCUGCUCUGGCUCCAGGAGACCUUCAGGCAGCUGGAGGAUGGCAUUCCCGCCCUGGUGACCAGGAGAGAGGUUCUGACCUACCUGGGUCCCCUAGCCUUUCAGAUGGGUAACCUGCCUUUAGCGUUGGAGCUAACGCAACAGUUGCAGGAACUGGACCCCAGUUGCAUGCAGACCAAGGUGCACCUGGCCUACUACAGAACCCUGAGAGAGAGCAUCCGGUGUGGGAGCCAGACACAAACACCCUCAUUGCCAUUAGAUGCACCAGUGGACAUCUUAACACUAAUCAAACCAGCAAGCGAAACCUCAUACGAAUCUCUUUGCAGAGGGGAGGGCGUCAAAAUGACCCCGAGGAGACAGAGGACAUUGCGGUGCAGGUACAGCACUGGUAGAGGCAACCCUCGACUCAUCUAUGCACCUAUAAAAGAGGAGCAGGAAUGGGACCAUCCACUAAUAAUACGCUAUCAUGACCUUGUAUCUGAAAGGGAGAUUGAGACCAUAAAACACCUAUCCCGAUCAAAGCUUGACAGAGCAAAGGUGUCAGACCAUGUGACAGGGGAAAGAUUUUCAGCUGAAACCCGUGUGGCUAAAAGUGCAUGGCUGGCUGACGAGGACAACCCUGUCAUCUCCCGUGUUACCCAGAGAAUGGCUGACCUGACUGGGCUGGACAUGGAGGCAGCAGAGAUGCUCCAGGUUGCUAAUUAUGGGAUUGGGGGCCAAUAUGAACCACACUUCGACAACAAGCUGACCAAUGACACAGACUACAUGACGAGGGGUGGCAGGAUCGCAACGAUCUUAAUCUAUAUGAGUGAUGUGGAAGUGGGUGGAUCGACUGUGUUCCCUGAUAUAGGCGCUGCUCUACGACCGUACAAGGGUUCAGCGGUGCUGUGGUACAACCUUUUGCAGAAUGGAGAGGAGGACGCGAGGACCUUACACGCUGCAUGUCCUGUAUUUGUGGGCAAUAAAUGGGUUGCCAAUAAAUGGGUGCGGUCCCACGGACAGGAGUUCAGGAGAAGAUGCUCUUUGUCCCAGAUGGACUGAGACUGGAGCCAGGAUGGAUUCUCCCCUCAGUUUACCUACACAUUGCUGCACAUUUCCCCAUUGUUACUCUCCUUGGCCUCAGCUGGCCACCUGGGGGAGGGACUCACUGAAUCACACGAAAGCACCUUUCAAGUGUUUGUGCAGUGAAGCAGGACAAGAUGUCAACAAUACCAAUCUGACAUUUGAACUGUGUGGCAUUUUUUUUUUUUUUACAGUGAUUGUCGAAAAUGAUAUUGUUUGCGGGUAGUCCAUAGAGUAGUUUACGUGAUUGAUUAGAUCCGCAUGAUCAAUUUAAAAUACAUUGUAGAAGACAGAGUAAUAAAAUAUUUGGACCAAGAA